AUAUAUUGCAAUCAAAUCUGAGAUAUUUCCAUAGUUUUCCAAAGGUGGUGUUCGGAUUAACAACUAAACAAAAAUUUCAGAAUGGCAGCUUGGGAAGGAAAGAAGUACAAAUUAGAGAAGUCCGAAAACCUGGAUGCAUACAUGGAAGCGCUCGGAGUCAGUGCUGAAAACCGUAAACUGGGCAACACUAUAUUCCCAACUGUUUCCCUAGUUAAAAAUGGAGACGAAUACGAGUACACUACAGCUUCCACAGUCAGAAACAACGUUAUGAAGUUCAAGCCUGGAGUAGAGUUCGACUUGGAUACCUUGGAUGGACGAAAAACGAAGGCUGUUUGCCACUUCGAAAAUCCCAACAAGCUUAUCCAGAAGGAUAGUACAGGAACAAUAACUCGUGAGUUUACCGGCACUGAAUUGGUUUCGACUUGCACCACCAAUGGUAUCACUGCUGUAAGAUAUUAUAAAGCCGUUUAGAAAGUUAAGUUCGAAAGCCGAAAAUUUAAGUGGAAGUUUCUAAUUCCUACGUCAGAAUCUAUAACAUCUGAUUAGGAGAAUUAAAAACUUGUAAUAAAGAUUUUAUAUAAAA
Hermetia illucens (black soldier fly) is the source of this 583-nucleotide messenger RNA. RefSeq names its product probable fatty acid-binding protein. Gene Ontology annotation, biological process: fatty acid transport. Bases 82 to 471 code for a protein of 129 amino acids. The transcript has 3 exons. Lineage: Eukaryota; Metazoa; Arthropoda; Insecta; Diptera; Stratiomyidae. Gene Ontology annotation, molecular function: fatty acid binding. Gene Ontology annotation, cellular component: cytosol; nucleus. The record is from RefSeq and is a predicted model, not a curated record.